This is a messenger RNA of Xiphophorus maculatus (southern platyfish), 2983 nucleotides long. RefSeq names its product THO complex 5 (gene thoc5). Bases 50 to 2101 code for a protein of 683 amino acids. Gene Ontology annotation, cellular component: THO complex part of transcription export complex. The record is from RefSeq and is a predicted model, not a curated record. NCBI's taxonomy places the organism in Eukaryota, Metazoa, Chordata, Actinopteri, Cyprinodontiformes, Poeciliidae. Gene Ontology annotation, molecular function: mRNA binding. Gene Ontology annotation, biological process: positive regulation of DNA-templated transcription, elongation; mRNA export from nucleus. The transcript has 20 exons.
UUAUUGGCUAAUCCAGGCUUCCGUCGAUAUAAGGCGCUUUGUGAUAGCCAUGUCGACCGAUGCCUUAAAGAAGAGAAAGUCGAAGGUUCUCCGCGGUGAAGGAGGGACCCCAGAGACGAAGCGAGGCCGGGGGGAGGUGGACCAGGACGUUCGUGUCUAUAAUGAGGAGGGGGAGCUGGACGGCAGGGACCCCGAGCAGGACUACCUUCAGUACAAAGAAUCCUGUGAGAGUCUGGCUACAGUCAUGAGUGAGAUCCAGGAGCUGAAAGCCAAUGGUGCCAAAGAGGGGAGUGCUGAGGUGGAGCUGAGACGCAUGCAGGGCUGCAUCCACUUCAUGAACCUGAAAAAACUCAACCGUUUGGCUCAUAUGCGUCUAAAAAGAGGGCGAGACCAAACCCAUGAGGCAAAGCAAAAGGUCGAUGUGCUUCAUCUUCAGCUGCAGAACCUCCUAUAUGAGGUUAUGCAUCUUCAGAAGGAGAUCAGCAAGUGUCUCGAAUUCAAAUCCAAGCAUGAAGAAAUUGACCUGGUGAGCGAAGAGGAGUUCUUCCAGGACGCUCCGCCGGAGAUUUCCAGGCCCAGCCUGACCAAAAAUGACCCCCACCAGCUGACACUGGCAAGACUGGACUGGGAGCUGGAGCAGAGGAAGAGGUUGGCGGAGAAAUACGAGGAGUCACAAUCCACAAAGGAGAAAAUUCAGAAGACCAUAGAGGUAAAGAAGGAGCAUCUGAUAAGCCUUCAGCCUGGACUGAAUGCCAUCAUGCAGGCGUCUCUCCCGGUGCAGGAGUAUCUGUCCAUGCCAUUCGAAAAGACCCAGAAGCAGGCAGAGAUUGCCCGUCACCUUCCUCCUCCGCUCUACGUGCUGUUUGUUCAAGCAAAUGCUUACGGCCAAGCCUGUGACAAGAACCUGAGUGUGUCGAUCUGUGGUGACGUGGAUGAGGCCAGGGCCCUUUCCAAGCCUCCUGAUGAUUCUCAAGAUGAUGAGAGUGAUUCAGAUGCAGAAGAGGAGCAGGAGAAAACGAAGAGAAGGAGGCCGACCACAGGUGGACAGCUGGAUGACAAAAGACGAGAGAUGCUAAAAAGACACCCUCUGUCUCUCAGCUUGGUCCUUCAGUGUAAAGAUGGCAGCACUCUGCAUCUCUACUUCUUCUACCUGAUGAAUCUGAAUAUUCUGACUGUGAAGACAAGAGUCUCUACCUCCACAGACCUCAACGCGGCCAUCAGCGCUGGAGAGCUUCUUAAAUCGGAAACUCUCCUGAGCUGUCUCUACACCAGUGACCAAGGAAGAGAAACUCCCAAUCCAGCCAACCGCUACCAGUUUGACAAAGUCGGGAUUGUUUCCUUUGCUGACUAUGUGGAUGAGCUGGGAUAUCCCUACAUGUGGGUCCAGAAUCUGGGAGGACUUCAUUUCCCCACUGAAUCAUCAGAGGGUGUUCUGGUGGGCAGUUCUCUGAGCGCCAGCCACAUGGAGACCACCAUGAAGCUGCUGAGGGGGCGAGUCCUGUCCCGCUUGGCUCUGCACAAACAGUUUGCUUCUUUAGAGCACAACAUCAUUCCGAUCUCCGCCGAGUGUCAGCACCUGUUUCCUGCCAAGAUCAUCUCCCGUCUGGCUCGGUGGACCACCAUCACUCAGCAGGAGUACUUGGAACUGGCCUAUACUCAUCAUGUGACUGAAGCUGGACUGGCCAGAGAGACAGACCUGUACUUUAUGGCAGUUGUCGAAAGAGGAACAGCGCGUCUUCACGCCGCUGUGGUCCUGAGUCCCCGCUACCCAGAGAUCUCUCCUCUGUUCUCUCUGUCCCUCAACUGGAAGGGAGAGUGCAGCGGGCGCAGUGAUGACAACCUAAGAGCCAUGGAGAGUGAAGUGAAUGUGUUCAAAAACGAGCUACAGGGCCCAAAGCCUGGGCAUCAGCUUCUGACCAAUCAGAUCGCACGCCUGUGCGUCUGCUUGGACGUGUAUUUGGAGACAGAAGUGCAAGAUGACAGUGUGGAGGGACCUCGAGAGUUCCCACGAGAAAAGAUGUGUCUGCGUACUGUCAGGGGUCCAAACCGCCUGAAGCCAUUCAAGUACAACCACCCUCAGGGCUUCUUCAGUCACCGUUAGACCUGCGUCCAUAUUUGUCCUUCUGAAAUUGUGUUUGUAUCUCUUAACACAAAGUCCCGUUUUAAAGAUUUUGAAAAUAAAACCUCUCCUUGUUGUCAUCUUUAAUGGUCAUAGAUCUGGUUUGUCUAUGACUAGCAGGCUCUGUUUCACACAUUGUUUUCCAUUUAAUCUCUUGAAUGUCCUCUGUUCUCCAACCUUUGUCUUUCCUGCUCUAUUUUUAGCUAUGUGAGAGCAGGCCGAUUAUUAUUCCACUGUGGUUCAGUGGAGGGGUAAGCUGAGUCAUUUCCACAGGGACAAAUGCACACACAAUGCAACAUUUUGCAUUUUGUGUGCAGGUAACCUUUGACCACUCUUUCAUUGUCUAGGCUUUCCUAGUUUCAGGGCUGCUUGGUAUUGAGAAUUUUGCUGAGAUGCAUUUCACUUUUUCGAUCAAACAAAUGUGGGAGGUUCUUUGUAAUUUUGGGAAGAGGAGAUGUUUUGAAAAUUUCUUAUGAGCCCCUCUGGUGAAGAUGAUCAUUGCUGACUGACCUCAGUUUGAUGAUUUUCACUCAUCAAAUGUGAACAGUUCUGCAGAAAGCUUAAUUAAACCUCACCCUCCAUAGAAUUAAAACAAGUGUUUUGAAGAGAAAAUGUAUAGACAGCAGAGUGACAUCCUAGAGACAGCAGUGAGAUAUUAAUUUGACAGUAUAAGUACAGAGAUGUGGAGAAUAUGAGACAGCACUUGUACUGGUGCUGUGUCUUGCAAAAGUAUUCAAACAUCUCAACCUUUAUUUCAAGGUGUUUGUAUUUUUUUUAAAGAUUUCGCGUAAUAGCUGAGCACAAACUAGUGUAAUUUUGAAGUGGAAGUAAUGUGUUUUUUUACAAAUAAAAAUCUGAAAAGUG